ACAAAACCACGUGACUAAAGACCAAUAAGUAGGGCGGCCGACGUGGUUGUUCUUUGGGUUCAGUUGUGUGCGUCAAUAUUUGACGGACAAUCGAGGAAGCCUCUGGAUCCAGUCAGACGUUAUCUUAGCGGAUCGGAACGACCGACAACUAAAUAUGAGCAACUGACCAUUUCCGUGUACGGAUCUAUGAUCUAGAUGAGACCAUUACAAAACGUAUUUAAAGCUAGUUAAGUUCAGUCAUACACCGAGAGACUAUAAAUCUGCGGAGAAAUUGUUCUUAUUCUAUUCGAGAAGACGGAUUUAAUUAGAAUCUUGCCUAGUUUUUGUUCUACUAUAGUCUACCCGGACAGCUUUCGCCAUGGCAUCGGAACGGGACAUUUCUAAGCGCGUUGAGAGUUGUUCUGCUUUCGAAUUUCAGUUGAAAGACACGAUGAUAGCGAUUUGGAGCAAUGAAUACGAUGAAGAUCACAACAAAGAGGGUAUAAUAAAUCUUUCGACUGCACACAACGAGGCAAUCCAAGAUCUCAUCACUGAAAAGUUGAACCAGCCAGACUUCAUGACGUGGGACUCAACGAUGCUACCAUACAAUGGGCAUCGCAAUGGUAGUCUCCGCCUCCGGAAAGCCUUGUCCGAGUUCUUAUCUUACUGCAGUGGUCAGAAAGCUCCAGAAACUCUCGAUCCGGAAAAGGUAUAUUUUCUGACCGCAUUGCCAAUUUGUCUCCCAGAUUCCAUUAAAAAAGAGAAGAUUUUGACAGAUUUAUAUAUAAUUUCCUUAUUUGGAAACUACCCCCUAGACAAGUUCCCCAGCAAACUACUCCCAGGGCAACCACAACUACACCCGGAUAACUACCCCCAGACAACUACCCCUGGACAAGUUCCCCACACAACUACCCCGGCUGAGAUAACCAUCCUCCAGGGCAAGUUCCCCCAGACAACUACCUUCUUGGGCAACCGCCCUCUAGGACAUAUACCUCCUUGA
Molecule: messenger RNA, 979 nt
Organism: Strongylocentrotus purpuratus (purple sea urchin)
Lineage: Eukaryota; Metazoa; Echinodermata; Echinoidea; Camarodonta; Strongylocentrotidae
Product: 1-aminocyclopropane-1-carboxylate synthase-like protein 1
Exons: 4
Coding region: 359-979 (206 amino acids)
Source: RefSeq, a predicted model, not a curated record